Gadus morhua (Atlantic cod) is the source of this 2992-nucleotide messenger RNA. RefSeq names its product nuclear receptor subfamily 2, group C, member 1 (gene nr2c1). The transcript is spliced from 14 exons. NCBI's taxonomy places the organism in Eukaryota, Metazoa, Chordata, Actinopteri, Gadiformes, Gadidae. Gene Ontology annotation, molecular function: sequence-specific DNA binding; zinc ion binding; DNA-binding transcription factor activity. Gene Ontology annotation, biological process: regulation of DNA-templated transcription. Bases 361 to 2208 code for a protein of 615 amino acids. The record is from RefSeq and is a predicted model, not a curated record.
GUUUAUACGAUGGAAAAAAGGUCACGAACUCUGACCCUCCCAGCGACUGCAACAAACUGUUCAAAUUAUUAAUUUACUGGAAGUAUUACAUGAUAUACAAAACUUUCCAACGAGUAAGUACCUUGUAAUUACUGAAGCAACGGAUCUCGACACUGACGAACCCGGAGUGAGACACCAGUAGGAUGUUGAGCAGUCUGCACGGAGGCAGCCAUUAGCUAACCUAGCUAGCACACAGCAGUAGCUCGCCUAGCUCCUUAGCCUUUCCGGGGACCCAUCUUAUGACCAAAGUUAAACUUCACGAAAAGAUUCUAACGCCUCAUGGGGCUUUAAUGUGAAAGCAGUGCAAAGGAAGACAUCAGAAUGGAUGGGCAGACCCAAAGGAUUCAACUAGUUUCAGCAGACAGUGGAAUGCAAUUGGGACACCGAAUCCAGAUAGUGACUGAUCAGCAGACUGGCCAGAAGAUCCAGAUCGUCACAGCACUGGAGCAGUCCUCCCCUGGGAAGCAGCAGUAUAUUCUAGCCAAUGCAGACUACUCAUCGGGUGGUAAGGUGAUCCUGGCCAAGCAAGAGGGCUCCCCCAACAGGGUCAUCUUCUCGGGUAACGAGGGCUCUGGGGUGAACCAGGUGCUGUUCGCCUCCUCCGAUCAUCUCUCGCAGCAAAUCCAGUUUGUGACAGAUGGUACCGACCAGACUCUCAUCAAGCCUGUUGUGGAGUACUGUGUCGUGUGUGGGGACAAGGCCUCAGGGCGCCACUAUGGAGCGGUGAGCUGUGAGGGCUGCAAGGGCUUCUUCAAGCGUAGCAUCAGGAAGAACCUGGUGUACACGUGCAGGGGAUCCGGAGAGUGUGUCAUCAACAAGCACCACAGGAACCGCUGCCAGUACUGUCGACUGCAACGCUGCAUCAACCUGGGCAUGAAGCAGGACUCGGUGCAGUGUGAGAGGAAGCCUGUAGAAGUUUCCACCAGAGAGAAGUCUUCCAACUGUGCGGCCUCCACAGAGAAGAUCUACAUUCGCAAGAACCUGUGCAGUCCCCUCGCUGCCACGCCGACCUUCGUGACCGAUAAGGAAACCGCCAGGUACACGUCGUUCAAGUCCACCAACCUGCUGGAGUCCAGUAUGUUGCUUAACAUCCAGCAGCCUUUCCCCAAGCUGGAGAACAACAUGAUGGUCCCGGUAUCCCCAGACACGGAUGACCCGUGUCAGGGCGACCUGAGCACGCUGGCCAACGUGGUGACGUCCCUGGCCCACCUCAACAAGGCCCACGAGGGUCACGACGGCACCAACGACCUCAUGGGCGUGGACAACCUGAGCAACGGAGACAGCUCCAUGACCGACAUGCAGGCAGACGAGCAGACCGCCAGUGAAAUCACCCGAGCGUUUGACACCCUGGCCAAAGCCCUCACCCCGUCCGACGGCUCGGCGGGUCAGUCGCUGGAGGCCACCAUGCAGCUCAUGUCCGGGGACCAGUCGGGACCGGUGGUGGAGCUGGAAGGACCCCUUCUGUCCGACGGCCACGUCCCCUUCAAGCUCAUGAUGCCUCUGCCUGUGCCAGAGUACCUGAAUGUGAACUACAUCUGUGAGUCGGCCUCACGGCUGCUGUUCCUCUCCAUGCACUGGGCCCGCUCCAUUCCUGCCUUCCAAGCGUUAGCUGGUCACGAUAAUGACAUUAACCUGAUGAAGGCUUGCUGGAACGAACUGUUUGCCCUGGGCCUGGCACAGUGCUCCAACACUAUGAACGUUGGCACCAUUCUCGGAGCGAUCAUCAACCACCUGCAGGCGAGCUUGCAGGAAGAGAAACUGUCCCCAGAAAGGGUAAAGCUGGUGAUGGAGCACAUCUGGAGGAUGCAGGAGUUCUGCAACGGCAUGUCUAAGCUUUCUCCAGAUGCCUACGAGUAUGCCUACCUCAAAGCCAUUGUCCUCUUCAGUCCCGAUCACCCGGGCAUCGACAACAUCCUGCAGAUUGAACGCUUCCAGGAGAAGGCCUACAUGGAGCUGCAGGACUAUGUUACUAGGUGCUACCCCGAGGACACCUACCGGUUAUCCAAGCUGUUGAUGCGGCUGCCGGCCCUCAGGCUGAUGAGCGCCGCCGUCACGGAGGAGCUCUUCUUCGCCGGCCUCAUCGGCAACGUGCAGAUCGACAGCAUCAUCCCCUACAUCCUCAAGAUGGAGUCCACGGACUACAACAGCCAGAAUGCAUCUGGGGUCUGAAGCACUGCCACGGUUCUCGGUGGACGGGGCCGGUACCCCCCCCCCUCCCCUCCCUCUCUCCAAUGCUUUGCUGAAAUUGCCCCACGGUACCCCCCCCCCCCCACACACACACACACACACACACUCCCAGCGGCCCGGCCCUGUUCCUGUGUCUUCUGGAACGGUGUGACCUUAGCGUAGCUGGUCACUCCUUCACCAUGGGGGGGGCCGUGAGGGCGGAGAGAACACACACACGCACACACACACGCGCACACGCACACACGACUGUGACGAGAAAGCCUUUCUUUAGCCCUUCAUUCAGCGAUGAACUCUUAUGAGUAGAGUGAUCUUUUUUUUUUUAUAAUAUUAUUAUUGUACAUAGUAUUUUUAUGCUUCACAUGCUCUCUGUAUUCAUUUUGUGCUGAACUUGUUGGUAUUUUGAUCGAAGGAGAGUCGUCGCUUUUUAUUGAUUUCCAAUAUUGUUGCGCUUUCCCCCCCCUCCCCAUUUUUUCAGUAAAAUCAUUGGCAUAAUGUGAACUGAUUUUGCAGGAGCUAUUGUUAUUGUAAAAGGUUAAAACCUUUAUCUUGUUUGCGCACCAAUCCAAAGGAUAUAGGGUCUGCAUAAUAAGUGAAAGAAUUAGAUAUUACAUGGAUCUGCAGUAAUUAUGUAUACUAUAUGUACAUAGAACAAACUGAAGAGAUAUCACGGGCAAUAGUUGCUUGUACCGGGUUUCCAUCAUGUGGAGAAAUUAAUGUUACUAAACAUCAAGUCAUUUGGAAAUUAAAAAAAAUACCAUACAAUGUG